CGAAGAUCUGGGACAAACCGUCGAGGUGAAUGAUGAUGAACGCGUACGAGCCCGUGACCGCGACAAGCCCCCGCGGGGCCAAGCCGUCUGUGGCCUACCCGCGCCUGGACCACGACUGGCGCCGCCGCUGGGUUUACGUGCUGCCCGUGCUUUGCCUCUUUGCCGUGGCCUACAACUUUGUCUCGUUCGCGCCGGCCGGGCCGACGUCGCCGUCGCCGGCUGCCUUGCUCCAGCGGGCCGUCGACGCCAACGCGGUCGUCGUCGAGGUCCUGCAUGCGGGCGACGGCGUGACGUACCCAAAGAAGGGCGACAGCCUCACUGUUCACUACGCGGGCCGCCUUGCGAGCGACAACAAGCUCUUCGACUCGAGCUACAGCCGCAACUCGCCGUUCGUGUUCAACCUCGACGAGGGCAUGGUCAUUGCGGGCUGGGACCAGGGCCUCGCCAAGAUGACGCUCAACGAGACGGCCAACUUGUACAUUCCGUCGGCGCUCGGCUACGGCGAGACGGGCGCGGGCCGCGACAUCCCGCCGCUCGCCGACCUCAUCUUUGAGGUCUACCUCAUGGCGAUCAACGGCAAGUCGCUGCCGUCGCCGGCGGCGUCGUCGGGGCUCACGAUCGACGUUCUGUCGCCGGGCGACGGCAAGACGUUCCCCAAGGCUGGCGACACGGUCUCGGUGCACUAUGUCGGGACGUUCAAGGACGGGACGCAGUUCGACUCGUCGCGCCGUGCGAACCGCCCGUUCAGCUUCACGAUUGGCCAGAACCGCGUCAUCAAGGGCUGGGAAAUGGGCAUUCCGCAGCUCAGCCUCGGCGAGAAGGCCUCGAUCUUCAUCCCGUACCCGCUCGCGUACGGCGAGAAAGGCCGGUCGGGCAUCCCCGCCAAAGCCGACUUGCUCUUUGAAGUCGAGCUCCUCUCCAUCACGCCGCCGUAGGACGAUGUCGUAGCGUGGAUAUGGACGAGUCUAACCAUUGGUAUCGG
Saprolegnia parasitica CBS 223.65 is the source of this 982-nucleotide messenger RNA. RefSeq lists its product as hypothetical. The transcript has 3 exons. The record is from RefSeq and is a predicted model, not a curated record. The coding region runs from base 30 to 935 and encodes 301 amino acids. Gene Ontology annotation, molecular function: peptidyl-prolyl cis-trans isomerase activity. NCBI's taxonomy places the organism in Eukaryota, Oomycota, Saprolegniomycetes, Saprolegniales, Saprolegniaceae.